This is a messenger RNA of Pseudomassariella vexata, 2988 nucleotides long. RefSeq lists its product as uncharacterized. The transcript has 5 exons. The record is from RefSeq and is a predicted model, not a curated record. Lineage: Eukaryota; Fungi; Ascomycota; Sordariomycetes; Amphisphaeriales; Pseudomassariaceae. Bases 1 to 2598 code for a protein of 865 amino acids.
AUGGAAGCCAACGGUGGACAAGUCACUGAACAGCAGCAGCUCAGUGCUGUUAAAAUGCGUGAAUACAUGAACCAGAACUCCGACACUGCCCAGACAAAGCAGCUAGUCUUCAUCCUCCGGGCCAUGUUUCGGCGAAAGAACGGCAUUGUACCCGGUGGCCUCAAUAUAAGGACCAUCUGCAAAGACGGUAAAGAAUCCUUUGGCCACGACUUUGUACUCGAAGCACCCUUUAUUUCGACCGUUCUGGAAUGGUUUAUUGCGGCCACGACGUCGGGCAAUCUGCUACAGGAGCUGUCUCUCCUUGAAGAACAUCGAUUGAGAUUCUUCCCUGCAGACCUACUUAAAUGGGAGCAGUUCAGCGCCGGCGCCGAUCAAAAAGUUGUCAACAAGCAACCUGCUGUUGCACAUGCUAUAACCCGACAAGACGACGUGGUUGUCGGCUCCGUCGGCCAACAAGUGGGCGACCUAGCCAUGACCAACAAGACUGACCGUGCGCACCCUCCACAACCGGACGCCAUCAUCAAUGGAGUAUCGCUAUCCAAUAUGCUGUGUUCUAACACGAGAUCAUACCGAAACUUCCUUGCCGACCGCACACAAGCAAAGCGGGUCCAUCAGCUGUUCAAAGGCCUCCUGAGUGCUCCAGUCAUUCUUAAUCGCGUCGACGAUUUCCCCGACGACAAUGUACAAGAGUUACAGGAUUUAGUACGACGCCUUUGUGAAGCUGUGUACAACACAAAAGAUACCUUUGAGGGUAUGUGUGCCACGGUCAGAACCUUGAAGAAGCAGCAGGAAGAGCAGAACCAAACUAAGGGCAAGGGCAAGGGGCGCAGGCCCAGAGAUGACGGAAAUACGGGACCUAUCAUUGAUCUGCCUGAUAUCGUGGUCGAGACGGCCAUGUGGGAGUUGCUGUAUGCCACACGCGAUGCCCAGAAGGGGGUCAAUUCCAUCGAGAAUUGGCCUGGAAAAUCAGGUCUGAAACCGCAGAGGGUUGAAGCGGUGUCCAGGACAUUCUCCACCUUCAUGAGUCGGUUCGAUGCCCUAAUUGAGGUUUUGAUGUAUCACAAGGGAAUGUGCAAGUCACUGUUUGACGGGACCAAUUGGAUUCAUCGCAUUGCUUGGGAUCCCUGGGGCGAGCUUGACCUGAAGAUCGGCAACAAGCUGAUCAACCAGACGCGCGACCUCCAAGUGAAGGCUGGAAAUGCCCUGCUGGACCAUGGGCAACUCAAGGUACAGAAGAACCAGGACGGAGAUUAUGUUGACGAGCAAGGCAACAUCGUCAUUCCUGACCCCUAUAAGCAGAUGAGUACACGCCUCAAAACGGCACUCAUAGAGAGGCCCACUCGAUCAACUAGCAGCGAGCGGGCCAAAUUUGCAAGAAGGGCCGGAAUUGAUCUCCGCCGCCAGCAGCGCCUGAAGGCCAUUGAGGAGGGGACACCUGCCCCUGAGAGCACUGAUGAACAUGUCAACGAAGGAGAAUCCAAUCAAGACGAUAAGGAGGAUGACGAUGCUGAAUACCACCUUCCAGGAACUAGUAGAAAGAGGCCUAGGAGGGAGAAUGCAAUGCCGAAAUCGCGUGCUGCACGUCUUCGUGGGGCAACCAUGGCUAAGAAGCCGAGUAACAGUAAAACAAGUAUUCCUCAAAACGAAGCCUACCUGAAUACACCUAACGGACGGCUUGUGACAGAUGCCAAGGCUGCGAACCCAGCCGGGCAAACCCCUCAAGCCGACAAGCUUCAGCUGCUUCCCGGUAUGGCCCCUCCCGGCUUCCGAACAAACCAGCCUCCUAAUCCUCAAACGGACUUUGGCCCGAAUGCCUUGAGUGCUAUGAACAACCCAACCAGCACACAUAAAUUACAGUUUCCCUCUCUAGGCUGCAUCAUGGCCAAAUCUCACGCUCAAGGUCUCAAUCUCAACCAAGACACGACCCAGAACGUGCCCUUGUUCGGAACAUCUGGUUUCGCUUCCACCAAUGCUCCGACUCAAGAUCGGAGCCAGUACGUGCUCUUGUUCGCGGAUUCGGAGGUUGCUUCGACCAAUACUGCGAAUCAGACUCAAAAGCAGUCUGUGAACCUUGUCCGAGAUGCCUCUGUGGGUACUAUUUCUGACGCGACCGCUCAGAAAGAGUUCUCCAUCAUGUCUCCCGACGAUUGGUUCAACUCCGGGCUUGCUAAUAUGGUCAUACCUGUUGACCCAGCGCUGAACUUGACAUCAUCUGUUGAUCCGGCCUUGGAUCUGAAAUCGCCAGUUGAUCCGGCCUUAAACUUGACAUCACCCGCUAACCUGUCUGUUAAUACCUCCACGACAACAACACUCGCUUCGAAGUUCGUUACGGCACCGAGUUCCCCCCCUGCCCAGACAGAACGGCCUGAGUCUGGGACAAACCAUGCCAACGACUCUGCGAACUCAGGUCAACAAGGUAACAGUGCCGAAAAAAACACGCAUGCUCUCAACUGGGACCUGCCUUCUUACGAUAACAUGGUCUUGGACUUUCAAGGUAACGAUAUGAUGGAUUUCAGUUCCUCUGACGAAUUCCAGGCCAACGCGGACGCCAUGGAGAAACUCAACCGCUGGAUCCAGGAGACUGCAGACUUUCAGUAGGGACUUCUAGUAAAGAGUCGACUUACUAAACGCGCUGCUGACUCAAUCUGUCGUUCAGCACAGUCAGCAGCACCAAACUCUUCAUCAUUCAUCGACAAAUGGGGCAGACAUGACCUCAUUUACAUCUCCUUCUCGUUCUUUGUAUGAAUUGCCUUGCAUUUUGCGAAACAGCGUGGGAGUCAUUUUGAUUCCCAGAUAUAUCCCAAAAGAACCAAAAGAUCUGCCUCGGUUGAAGGUAACAGCGUCAUCUCCUAUAUCAACAUUUGUCAACAAUAGGUCAACCAAGGUGGUUGCUACCUACAGCGAGACGACAGUGCAUUGAUACGGGCAAGGCGGAGAAUUUCAGCGUGAGGAAGGAGCAUAUCGGCGGAGCCGGGUACUAUAGAGGAU